Molecule: messenger RNA, 4231 nt
Organism: Coccidioides immitis RS
Lineage: Eukaryota; Fungi; Ascomycota; Eurotiomycetes; Onygenales; Onygenaceae
Exons: 2
Coding region: 65-3853 (1262 amino acids)
Source: RefSeq, a predicted model, not a curated record
ACAUACGCAUACGCAUACGCAGGGCUUUGCGGUUGGACCUGCUCUGCGCCGUGUCUACGAAGCAAUGUCUACCCUCCAGAGAUCGGAGAACAACUCCGCACCGUUCACGGCCUUCAAACCCGACCACUUCGACCCUUUUCUCUCGCACCCCGCCAGCAGUGAGGAGCAAUUGGUCCCCAUUGACUCCCAUAAUCUAUUGUUUGGCGGAUCGGCGCCCCAGACGCACAACACGCAGCAGCAGCAGCAUCAUCAUCAUCAUCAUUUGACCGAUAACCAAACCUAUGCGUCCCCGACAGAUGGGACCAGCCCAUACGAUGCCUCCUCCCACUUUGGCCACGCCAGCGGUCUGUCUUCGCCUACCUUCUUGAGCCCCGGGAGCAUGACCCACGAGAACGGGCAGAGCGACGUGAGCGGCCAUCCCUCGCCAGGAACGGAGGACCAUUGGCACGACGACGACGAUCGAUCUCAUCUGCCGAGCGGCUUCGGAGACUGUCAACAGCUCUACAUCAAUCCCGAAGUGUUUGGUCUUCCUUCGCUUCCCGGCAAGUCGACCCAGCAUGGAAAUCAUGUCGGGCAUGUCAAUCGAACGCUGAACACGAAUCAGCUCCUCAGUCCGGUGCUAACCAACACCCCUAGCCCUUCUACGGUUUUCAACCACCAGCCGGGAGAUGUUACAGUGAGCCCGGACCAGCUUACUACAGCAAUCUCCCCAACUUCUUUGACCAACCAGAAGCAAAGGGACCUUCCUACUCUACGGCUCCCGGCCCUAGCCACCACCCCUUGCAGCGAUGACUUCGAAAUCAACAAUCCUAACCACCCAGAACUUCCCCCAAGCCCCGUCGUCAAAAUAUCGAGCUAUAGCCGAGGCGACUCUCCGUCACGGGACGAAGCACCGCUCAAUCAAUCAAGAAGGACGAGGAGUGUCUCUUCGUCCCACCUUGCUCCCGGCGACAAUGCAUCGGUGGAGUCUGAGGGGGAAGAUGACGACGACUUCGACGACGACAACGACGUCGACAACGAUCGUCGCCCGGCCUCUAGGUCUUCGCCAUCAUCCCCGACUCUGCGGGCUGCUGAUGGCAGCUGGCUUCCCAACCCUUCUACUGGGCUUGGGGGCUUGGACCCAUCUUCUAGAACCGAUGAGUAUGUUCCAAGUUUGAAGGAAGUGAUCGCCCAGCGGGAAAUAGAGGAAAAGAAUGCGGAUGUGGAACGCUGGCUGUCGGUGAGCGAAGCCAACAGUGAAGUGGAGGACAACAGUCUGUUUGGGUUCCAGCAGCAGAAAAAAUGGCGGCUCCGCGGGAGACACAGAACGAAGAGCAUGGGAGACUCCCCGCUCAGUCCUCGUAACGCAAUCGGCCCGAGUCAGCAAGCUUUCGAUGUUCCUGCCUCUCGCGUCCCCGAGACCUCGCUUAUCCAUGAAGAAAGCGAAGUGGGCGAUCCCCAUACAGCCGACACCUCAUCCUGGCAAUCACCCGGCAGCGUCGGACCAACCCCUCAGAUAGAUUCACAGGACGAAUUUUCUGCUCCAACCGAGAACGACAGCAUCUCAAACGAGGAACCUCUUCCCAGUCAAUUUAUCCGAGCGAGACCUUGGAAAGAUCCUCCAAGGAACCCGCGGUAUGGAGAUAUGAAGGAGCAGCCUCCUACCUCCAGUGCCGCCAUGUACUUAUUUAUGCGAAAGGCCGACAAUACCGACGCCGCGUCCCGGAGGGCAACGUGGGGCACACGCGACGUUACCGAAGCGGACGUUGAGAGUCUUCGUUUCGAGAGCAUGCGGAUCAACGAUGAUAGUGUGAAAGAAAAAAUAAGUCGAAGUAGUAUCCUGGAACAUGCGAGCAAACUCCUUCCCAGGCGGCACCACAGCAGCUCAAAGCGAAAACAUAUCUCGUUAGCACAGCAGACGCAACCGAGUAUGGAAUCGGUGGAAACUGGGAAAAGCAGUUCUAGUAGCUCGGUUCCACCCCAGCGGAAGCCCAGCUUCACGAGACGAUCGAGGACCCCAUCACAUACCGGCGGCGCUCUGUUAGAGAUGGGAAGGCAAAUUGCAUCUGUCGGGGUCGGUGGACCUGUUGGAGUUCAACCGGUCAAGAGCAACGGGCCGUGGAGCAGCCUCAUAAGGCGUAACCGCAGCGGAAGUGAUGUGCCAAAGGUCCUGCAGAAACCCCCAUCUGGCCGAGCUCCGGUAUUUACUCCUGAAAAAUCACCCGUCAACAGAAAUCAUGCAGACGAAAAUGACGGGGAUCACGAAGCAACGGCGAACGAAAUUGAUUUUGGCGAUCAUGCGGAGUUAAGAGCGCCCACGCUCGAAGGGUUCAAAAAUCAUGUUCAACGGCUCUUCCCACAGCUGCAGCCAGCUCUGGUGGACCGCAUAGGCCAAGAGCAACUGCGACGAUAUCAAAAGCUUGUUGAACUCAGGCUAAGACAUGCGCAAGCGGUAAAACGACGUGCUUGUAAAUCCGGCGAGCACUGCUUUGCUCAGGGCGGCGGCCCUACGAUUCUGCCACCCAGGACGAACCCUAAGGAUUCCGAGACGACUUAUCCUCAGCUCCAAAUCUCCGGAACGGGAGCGGGCAACGACGACGCUAACGGAGGAGCAGCGGGCGAGAACGCCACCUUAGAGGCUGUGUCAUCCAAAGGCAUCCCCCCACCACCGGCCAAGCAGCUUCCGGCCCGAUUCGAAUGCUCCUUGUGUUUCGAGGUCAAGGAGUUCCAGAAGCCUUCUGAUUGGACGAAACACGUGCACGAGGAUGUGCAGCCGUUUACGUGCACGUUUCCCGAGUGUACGGAACCCAAAUCGUUCAAGCGCAAAGCGGACUGGGUGAGGCAUGAAAAUGAGACGCAUCGGCAUCUCGAAUGGUGGGAGUGCAACAUGGAGGAUUGCACCCACAUAUGCUACCGCAAAAACAACUUCGUGCAGCAUCUUGUUCGAGAGCACAAGAUGCCAGAGCCAAGGAUGAACCGUGUCAGGGCCCGAGGAGGACAGAAUGAUGGCGCACCACCAAACAUGACAGAUCCGGAUAUUCCUUUGCAGGACAUUUUAGUAGAUAGGUGCCACCGCAAGACUAAGAAGCAACCAACCCAGGAAGCCUGUCGGUUUUGUGGCGAGACAUGCAACAGCUGGAAGAAGCUGGCAGCGCACAUGGCGGACCAUAUGGAGCAGAUCGCCCUGCCGGUGCUGAAAUUGGUGGAGAAGACAACCACUUUCCCCAGCGCGAUGGUCAGUCCAAUCGAAGAUGCAGGGUCGUCUCCAGCGCAGAGUAACCUGACGACGCCGAUCGAGGGGUACUCCACGCCGAUUCAACGCACGUCGUCCUCCAACCAGCAAGAGAAUCGCAGCAAGGGGAAAGCCGGACGCCAGAGGGCCAUGUAUGGCACGGCAGCGCUCUUGCCAGAGGCGUUCGCGGUGAAGCAGCCUCCUGUUUCUUCGCAGCAGUUGCAGAUGCACAACGUACUGUACGGGGUGAGUGGGCAGCAGCCGUAUUCGAUGCCGGCCCACCACAUGCGGCAGUCGUACUCUUUGGGGAAUUUGCCGGUGAUGCAAGGAGACUACACGGCGCUUCCCACGAUGCAGGGACAGGACGGGCGUGGGGAAAUGGCAACGUACCCGCCGUUUAGCACCCAGCCACGGCAUUCUGGCGAUAUGCCGUACAAUCUGGACGUAUCAGCGUCAGCGGUCUCGAUGAUGGGGCUUACUGGCGGGCAGAUAUAUGCAUCCCCGGUCGAGCACAUCCAGUACUCCGAACAACAGGGGGGGAUGGGAUACAGUGAUAGCAGUUCUCCAGGAAUGGGGUAUCCGAUGGAAGCGACGGGGUCGGGACAGGGGUUUGUAUUUCCGGGUGGCCAAUAUGGCCACUGAUGGGAAGCCUUUCCCAAAGCGGAGAAUAUGGACAUUCUAGCUGGCGUCGUGGUGAUGACUUUCGUGAUGCAUGGGUUUUGGCUUUUUUUUUGUUUUCCCUUCUGGAAACCGGUCAUUGGUUCCACGUAAUGAAUUAAUGUCAUAUUAGUGGCCAUCUUACCACGCCUUUUUCGAUUUUUGGCUCCCUUUUUUCUCCUGCCUUGUUUUUUUCCCCUUUUUAAAUGAUAUGGUGCAUGAGUGCAUAAACACCUGUUCGUCUACCCCAUCUUCUGCUGCUUUUCCGGGACUGCAACGAUAUAACACAACCCCGUUGGUAUUAUUUUUGAGGUCAGUGUCGAUGUAAGUAGCAGAUGAAUGUAUUGUAUGUCCUUUGAUGAU